AUGAAUUAUGAUAUUAAACAAUGGGUCAAAACAUGCAUUAAAUGUCAACUUGCCACUUGCGGUAAAACUACAACAGAACCAUUGCAUCCUUUAACACCGGUACCAGCUUUGCAUCGUUGUAGUCUUGAUUUCAUUGGUCAACUACCAGUUACACGAAAUGGUAACCGUUGGAUAUUAGUCGCAAUCAACCAUACAACAAAAUGGCCAAUAGCUAAAGCUACUCAAAAUUUAAAACAUGAAAUGGUUGCUCAAUUUGUUUAUGAAGAAAUAGUUUUUAAAUUUGGAUGUCCAGUGGAAAUAUUGACUGAUCGUGGUAAUAAUUUUACAACAACAAUGUUAAACUCAUAUUAUACAUUAAUUAGUAUCAAGCAUAUCUUAACGUCUGCUUAUCAUCCACGAUCGAAUGGUGUUAUCGAAAGGUUUAAUCGUCUAUUUGGUGGCAUGCUGGCAAAAUAUGUAGGUGAUAAUGAUAUUAAUAAAUGGGAUGAAUACAUCGAUCGUGCAUUGUUUGCAUGUCGAGUCCGACAACAUCAUGCCACAGGUAAAACUCCAUUUUAUAUGGUAUACGGUGUUGAAGCAAAAUUACCAGGUGAUGAAUUAAUACCAAUUAUUAAUGAUGAUGAAGACAACAACAUCACCUGUCGUGUACAACAAUUAGGUCAACUAGUGCAACAACGUGAUACUGUUCAUCAACGCCUUAAUUCAAAUGCUAUUAAGAUGAAAAUUUAUUACGACCACCAUUUAAAACAUGUUGCUGAUAAAUUAUAA
Molecule: messenger RNA, 768 nt
Organism: Rotaria socialis
Lineage: Eukaryota; Metazoa; Rotifera; Eurotatoria; Philodinida; Philodinidae
Source: the annotation of a GenBank genome assembly